Zea mays is the source of this 1581-nucleotide messenger RNA. RefSeq lists its product as uncharacterized. The record is from RefSeq and is a predicted model, not a curated record. The transcript has 6 exons. NCBI's taxonomy places the organism in Eukaryota, Viridiplantae, Streptophyta, Magnoliopsida, Poales, Poaceae. The coding region runs from base 309 to 1217 and encodes 302 amino acids.
CUUUUCGGCCCGGGAACCGCGCCUCGUCGACCGGGGGUGGAAAAUAUCCCGUCUGAAGCACACGCGAACGCGAAGGGCACACGACGGCUGUGGACACAACAUUCUUCUCUCCGGCGUCGAUCUGCUCUAGCGGCCGCUUCUCACCGAUUAUCCCUGCACCAGUUCGAGUUGGAGAAGACGAACUUCCACCGUCUUGGGACCCUAUAUCCUCUCCUUUAGGUGCACAAAAGAAAAAAUCUCCUAUAGCUACUGCUUCAAAGACACAUGGAGGCUCUCCAAAAGGGAAAACAAGAGCAAAUUGGAAUUCUAUGUUAGAGAAGACCCUUGUUGACUUGUUACAUGAACACAAUACACCUGAAUAUAAGGGUAACAAUGGUUGGACACCCGAUGCAUGGAACAAGAUUGCCAAGGAAUUUCAAGAGAGGGAAAGAUAUGCAGGUUUCUCAAAAGUUCAAAUCCAAGAAAAGGAAAAGGAGUUAAAGAGAGAUUACAGGAUGUUGAAAGAUGCGAGGAAACAAAGCGGAGUUUCUUGGGAUGAGAAAAGGUGUAUGAUUCAAGCUGAUCCACCGAUAUGGGACAACAUAAUCAAAUCAUUUCCAAGGGCUAAAAAAUUCCGCAACAAAUCUUUUCCUCUGUUUGAAGCUUUGGGAGAGCUACAUGAUGGUAAUACUGCUGAAGGGACCUACAACUUCACUUCUACUCAACCAAAUGGUCCAGAUCUCACACAAAUUGGGUCUGGAGAUGUUCCUAUCAAUGUAGAAGACCGUGAAGAUGUGGGAGACCCUUUGGCGGAUCACAGACAAAAUGAAGUAGAAGACAGAGUGUAUAAAGUUGAAGGGGUUGAUGCAAAUGCUGAUAGGCAUGAUGAAAGGUCAAAAAGGACUUCUGCUAUUUCAAGGAAUGAAGAAGAAAAAGGACCAAAGAGGCCGAAGAAGAGUUCCAACAUAGAAACACUGAUGGAGAGGUACCUAGACAUUAGAAGCAAACAAACUGAAGAUGAAGCGACACAAUUGGCAAGAGAAAGGGAGACAAGGGGAGGUGAUGAUUUCUCAAUUAAGAAUUGCAUAGCAGUUCUAAACACAUUGGAAGUCACAAAAGAGGAGAAGGUCAAAGCAUAUAAGGUGUUCAAGGACCCUGACAAUCGACAGAUAUUCUUGAGUGCAUGCAAUGAUGAUAGAGAGGCUGCAUUGAUGUGGUUGAGGGAUGAGAUGGCUUAGCAGGUAUACCUAUAUAAACAAGCACACUUUAUUGUUGAUUCAUUUUCAUAGUAUUUCCAACAACUUGCGCUAGUCUCCUAACGCUAUAAUAAUAUUUUUAUACUUGCCUUUAAAAUUUUAGUGGCGAUGAUGCACCGUCCAGCCGAUAUCCUCCAAAAAUAGGGAUGUCUUCCAAAUUUUAAAGAUUAGCUCUGAAUGAUAAAUACAUGCAUGAUGUGAUGAUUAUAGUGUAUUAGAAUUGUGUUAUAUAUUCCUAGAAUUGCAUAGCAGUUGUUUCUGGCUUUUGAACGUUCACAACUGGCAGAAAACCUGAAUUAUAAUACAUCCAUGUAUUUUGGAUGCACAUAUGUUAAAUACGAGGAAC